ACAAUGAAGCAUUCCUCUGCCUUCUAAGACAGAGUACUAGGAUUCGCGAUGGCGACCAUGUUAAAUCGCGGAAGGACGGCGGUCGGUCGCUUCCAUCGAAUUCAUCCCGAAUUUCAGGGAAAGGGAAUCGGAUCCAUGCUUUCAAGUGCGCUGGGAGAGGCAAUAUUAAAUCAUCCGUCUAUACAGGAGAUAAUGUAUGUGAAACUUCUCACGGGACCAAAGAUCUGUCCGUGUCCAUACGGAGACUACACCAUAGCAAUAACGAAGCCGCGGGUGUCCUACAACGCCAUAGACCACAGCGGCGUCGAGGCCGUAAGUUCGGCACUCGAAAAAUACGACGUCAACACUCUGCGCUGGCUGAACGAUGACGAGGCGAAAUAUGCGCUGACGUCACCGCACGUCGGCAGACGUCUCUUCCCCGACGACGUCAUUCUCGUCGACCUGAUGCCGUACCGACGAGCGGCCGACGUGCACGCGAUUGUCGUCGACAACGAAAACCCGUACGUGCUCGCCGACGACGGCUACGCGUCGCUCAGCUUCGGUACGGCCUUCCCGCUCGCAGACGACUUCCGGGUCCGGUACAAGAUCGACGUGUACGCGAGGGACGCGGCGGCGGCAAGGUCGCACGUCGCUAGGCACGCGCGGCUGGCCGCCGCCAUCUUUGACGGCAAGAGCGUCGCCUUCGUCGUCUGCGCCGACGCGCGUUUGCGUGACGUCAGAGCCGACGUGUUCCGUGCUGUCGGCGAGGCGGGCUUGCAGGAGAGUGAUGUCGGGAGAGGCGGCGGGCAGUACCAGCUGAUAGCGGCCGUUGACGCGAGAGAUUUCGCAGAGAGUAUAAAACGCGACGCGCAAUCGAACCCGGUGACGUGGCAGUGGGAGCCGGGAGCACUGCGCAUGCGCUGA
Messenger RNA from Priapulus caudatus, 903 nucleotides. RefSeq lists its product as uncharacterized. The record is from RefSeq and is a predicted model, not a curated record. NCBI's taxonomy places the organism in Eukaryota, Metazoa, Priapulida, Priapulimorpha, Priapulimorphida, Priapulidae. Bases 49 to 903 code for a protein of 284 amino acids. The transcript has 3 exons.